AUGGAAAACUUGAGAAAACAUGAUUUGAAUGUCAAAGUCGUCCUUGAAGAUAUUUUCUCUGACUUCAAAAACAUUCAUCAGAAAUGCCGUUUGUGUUUCAAGGAAGUAUACCAUCAAGAGCCAAAAAUAUAUCUUACAAAUGACAUGAUAAACAAGAUUCAUGCUGUCUUUCAAGUUAACAUGUCAAUAGAUGGAAAAGGAUCAGAAUUCGUGUGCUCAAGAUGUGAAAGCAAUUCAAAUAACUGUUUUGAAAGGUUCAGAAGUAUGAAAAAUGACAACAAUGAUGAGGAACUUGCGAGCAUACACGAAAAUUCGAUCAAAAUUGAAAUUGAAGAAGCAACUUGUGAAGUGGAAGAUGGAAAUCAAAUUCUCAAGUCCCGAGAUAUUAUUCAGAGAGGUCAACAAUUUUUUCCUUGUGAUGUUUGUGGAAAGCAAUUUAAGAAUGUAAUUGGAGUCCAGCGGCAUUGCAGGAGAGUACAUUCAAACAGUCGAAAUGGAGUUGCUAAAGAUUUGAACAAGCAAAGAGAACAUAAAUCAAAGGAUUUUCAAUGUCAAAUUUGUAAAUCUUCUUACGUCCUUAAAUCCUCAUUACAACGCCAUAUAAUGAAAAUUCAUGAAGAUAAAAAAUUCUCCUGUACAUCAUGUAAGCAAGUUUACAAGUCAGAAAAAGGGCUAAAAGCUCAUAUAAUAUCAAUACGACGACCUAUUGAUAUUACUGAAAAAACAAUUUAA
Clunio marinus is the source of this 732-nucleotide messenger RNA. NCBI's taxonomy places the organism in Eukaryota, Metazoa, Arthropoda, Insecta, Diptera, Chironomidae. The record is from the annotation of a GenBank genome assembly.